Trichoderma virens Gv29-8 is the source of this 639-nucleotide messenger RNA. RefSeq lists its product as uncharacterized. The record is from RefSeq and is a predicted model, not a curated record. The transcript has a single exon. The coding region runs from base 1 to 639 and encodes 212 amino acids. NCBI's taxonomy places the organism in Eukaryota, Fungi, Ascomycota, Sordariomycetes, Hypocreales, Hypocreaceae.
AUGGCUGGUAACGGUGACCAUAGUGUCAUGUCGCUCAUCAUCGCGCAGUUUCCAGAGCUUUUCUACCCCGACUCCAGCUCCGACUCCAGCUCUGGUUCCAUCUCUAAUUCCAUCUCUGGUUCCAGCUCCGGUUCCAGCUCUGAUUCCCGCUCCGACUCCGGCUCCGGCUCCGGUGACUCUAUUGCUUAUUCGGAUGCAACCAACUCUAGUGUCGAGCUAAUCUUUCCCUUUGACGAAGACGACAUUGAGACUGCACCUCUCCUUGGAAUCGAUCGCUUUACUCAUGCCCGGCUACAGAACUUUUUCGAUCUUUUUGAUAUCGGUGUUGAGGCUGGCCAUAUACAGUGUCUGGACCUAAUGGAAACACUCGGAAUUUUUGUCAUUUUGCCCCCAAGUUUCCACAGGCCAGGAUUACAUACCAGACUCUAUCACACAGAUCCUUCGCGCGAGGGAGAAUUUAGCUUCUGCUUACCAUUCGCACCGAAUAGGAUAAUCUCAUGGGAAUCACCUGAUACGGCCUUUGUGAUUGAGAUUCGAGAUUCCACUAGGUUUCUGAUCAGCGUUGGUUAUGGUGGACGGUAUAUGGGCGCAAUGCAUAUGCUCGAGGAUCUCUACGAGCAGCUGUAUGGCUCAUAUUAA